AUGGAUAUUUUAGACUUGUGUUAUUCUUUGAAAGAUAGAGAUAUUGUGGAGGUAUAUGUUAAGCGCUUGUUUGAUGAAGCAAAAGUGGGCCCCAUGUUAUUAGAAAAUGUUAGUCAUGGGAAUGUGGAAGAAUCUAGUUCGGCUUUUAGUGAAGUAAAUGAACAAAGCACUGGUCCAAAUAAUAGGGUAGGUGAAGACCCUUUUACUACAACUGCUGCCUUUAAUACUACAUCUCAUUCUAGCUCAACUCCUCCCACUGCUACUUUUAAUACUAGAUCUCAUCCUACCACAACUCCUCCCACUACCACUGCUGCCUUUGAUUCUAGAUCUCAUCCUACCACAAAUUCUCCCACUACCACUGCUGCCUUUGAUACUACAUCUCAUCCUACCACAACUUCUUCCACUACAACUGUUGCUACUAGAGAGCAUUCCACUAGAAAACCUGGCACUACUGUAGAUCCUACUACUGAAGAUGUUGAUGAUAUAAGUUUAGGUCCAGUUGAAUCUGAUUUCAUAAAAGAAGAGGGUUUUGAUUUCUCAACUAAAGAUAGUGUUGAGUCUGAAUGUUGA
Solanum dulcamara is the source of this 570-nucleotide messenger RNA. RefSeq lists its product as uncharacterized. Bases 1 to 570 code for a protein of 189 amino acids. NCBI's taxonomy places the organism in Eukaryota, Viridiplantae, Streptophyta, Magnoliopsida, Solanales, Solanaceae. The transcript has a single exon. The record is from RefSeq and is a predicted model, not a curated record.